Molecule: messenger RNA, 1354 nt
Organism: Magnolia sinica
Lineage: Eukaryota; Viridiplantae; Streptophyta; Magnoliopsida; Magnoliales; Magnoliaceae
Product: protein SENSITIVE TO PROTON RHIZOTOXICITY 2-like
Exons: 1
Coding region: 17-1111 (364 amino acids)
Biological process (GO): response to aluminum ion; response to acidic pH
Source: RefSeq, a predicted model, not a curated record
AGAAGGUGUGGGCAGAAUGAUUUCAGGGCCCACUUCAUGCUUCCAACAGAGGUCACAAGGCUACCAAAUGUAUGCUGGGGUGAUGGAGAGCGUGGUGUCCUCUUCCGCUGACACCGGGGCGGUAUCAGGAACGAGUGUGGCCCAUUCAAAUGCUCUUCUCUACAAUCUGUCGAUUCUCAAAGAUAAGGUGCAGCAGGUUCAGUCUCUCAUAGACAUCGUCGUCAUUCCCGAUCAUGGUCCACAAGAUUCUACAGCCAUAGCUUUCACAGGGAUGGGCAGCCUCAUUCAAGAGAUCAUCGUCACCGCAUCAUCCAUGAUGUACACUUGCCAGAAGAUGGCCCUCGGUGGCGUUGUCCAGAAUGGUAGGGAUGAAUUGAACCAACAUCAUCACACCAACGAUGUUCCAUCUCAACCAAACAACGUGAUGGGCCAUGAGAUCCAUGGAGAUGAUGGUGGUAGAGGUUUCUUUGAGAGAUACAACGAAGACAAUGAUCAUAAUCACAAUAGUAGCAAAGACAACGAAACGGAAUUCAAUCAUGAGAUUGAAAAGAUGGAUGGAUUACCUGAUUUUCCAUUGAUGAUGACUGACGUUGUGGAAUUGGAUGCUGCUGAACUACUCGCCAAAUACACCCACUAUUGCCAAGUUUGUGGGAAAGGAUUCAAGCGGGAUGCGAAUCUAAGAAUGCACAUGAGAGCACACGGGGAUCAGUACAAGUCUAAUGCAGCUCUGAGUAACCCCAUGAAAGCGGGCCAUGUCCACAACUCCUUAAUCAGCUCCUCUAGAAAAUAUUCAUGUCCCCAAGAAGGGUGCAGAUGGAACAAGAAACACAACAAGUUCCAACCAUUGAAAUCGAUAAUAUGUGUUAAGAAUCACUACAAGCGGAGCCAUUGUCCGAAGAUGUAUGUUUGCAACCGAUGCAACCAGAAGCAGUUCUCCCUACUAUCUGACCUCCGAACACAUGAAAAGCACUGUGGGGAUCUCAAGUGGCAGUGCACGUGCGGGACCACCUUCUCCAGGAAGGAUAAGCUCAUGGGCCACGUCUCGUUGUUCGUUGGGCAUGCUCCAGCUGUGAACUUGUUCAGAGACCCAGGGAAAUCCGACCAUUCAUGAGUGGAAGCUCCGCUCAGCGCCAUGAAAGCCCUGCUGAUCAGCUUGAUUUGUGAGAGGAGAAGCUUUGUAAAGAUGCUUGCAUGUAUGUGAGACUUUACACAUGAGAAUCAGAAAAAUAAUUAAGGUGCUACCAAACUUUUGUAUAUUCAUAUAUAUGAUGUUAGGUUUACAUGAAAUAUUAGCUUUGGCAAUGAGAUAGAUUUAGAUGUAUACAGGAUCAUGGCAAUGCGAUAGAUUUAGAUG